Messenger RNA from Scleropages formosus (Asian bonytongue), 1953 nucleotides. RefSeq lists its product as uncharacterized. Bases 149 to 1441 code for a protein of 430 amino acids. The record is from RefSeq and is a predicted model, not a curated record. Gene Ontology annotation, cellular component: membrane. The transcript has 7 exons. Lineage: Eukaryota; Metazoa; Chordata; Actinopteri; Osteoglossiformes; Osteoglossidae.
GUUGCGGCGCGAGACUCACUUUUACUUUCGCUUCGACACGGAAAGGCGGCGCUUUCAAGUGACACGCCGCUCCAUUUCCCUUCAUAUUGCAGUACUAUAUCUGGUGUGUCUGUGUGUGUUUGGUGAUGAACGAGACGAGUGUGUGAAGAUGGGCUCCGUGCGCCGCUCUCACACACCGCACAUCAUGAUUAUCAUCAUGUGUCUCCUUCUUGUGUUUUGGGCCCAGUUUCCUCUCUCGUUCGCCCAGCAGUGUGAUGUGACCACUAGGGUCGGAGACCCUGUGACCAUUGACCUGCAGUAUCCUGGGUUCACAGAAAACAAUGAGUUGAUCUGGAAACAUGAAGACAAAACAGUUUUUGAGAAGAGCAAAGGAACAAUUAUAACAGGCAGUAAAGAAGAUGUAAACAGUGGUGGAUCCCUUAUCCUGCGCCGUGUACAGAUGUACCAGAAAGGACCGUAUUCUGUAGAAGUGUAUGACAGUACAACAGGGAUAAAUCUGUAUAAAACAGAGAAGAACUUGUGUGUGACAGGUGAACUGGUCUAUGGAUUCAUAGGAAAAAAGGUUCAACUGGAGCCUAAAGUGACUGAAACCAUCAACAGCAUCACAUGGAAGAAAGGCAAUAACACCAGAAUAGCCACUUGGGACAGGAAUUCAGGACUGUAUUAUUAUGACAGAUGUGAGACUAAAGACCAGUGUGAACUGAAUCCCACUGCUGGGGUGUUAGUAAUGAAAGGGUUAAAACAAGAAGAUGAAGGACGAUACUCUGCUGAAAUAAAUGGGAAAUUAUCUGAAAAGGACUUUCAACUGUUUGUACUCGCUGAAGGAACUGAACUGGUCUAUGGAUUAAUAGGAAAAGAGGUUCAACUGGAUCCUAAAGUGACUGAAACCAUCAACAACAUCACAUGGAAGAAAGAGAACAAUGGAAUAGCCAAGUGGGACAGCAGCUCAGGACUGUAUUAUGAUGACAGAUGUAGGACUGGCAACCAGUGUGACCUGAAUCCCACUACUGGGGUGUUCGUAAUGAAAGGGUUAAAAGGAGAAGAUGAAGGACGAUACUCUGCUGAAAUAAACAAUAAAGGACCUGUAAAGAAAUGUCUGCUCAUUCUACUCAAUCCUGUGUCCAAACCCAGUGUGACCACAUUCUGCAGUGAGACCCAGUGCAUCCUGACCUGUGUGGUAGAGGAGACUAAACACACGAAAUACUCCUGGAAAGAGAACAAUGAAACUGUAAAGGAGGGAAACACCUUGAUGGUGGAGAAGAGUGGAGAGCAGAGUAAAAGUUACACCUGUGUGUUCAGUAACCCUAAGAGUGAGGAGCACAGUGACCCCCUCACUCAGAUGGACUUAUUUCCAGCCAAAGGUUCUUCAGGUGGUUCCAUCGUUGCUGGUGUCUUUAUACCACUGUUCCUCAUAGUGGUAGUGGCAGGAGCUCUGAUUUAGUGGCGUGAAAAAAAACAUUCAAGAGAUAAGUGUAAAGCACAGCAGAACACCACGGGAAGGGAAGAGCAGAGUCUGAAGGACAACAACUAAAGACUGAAGAUGGAGCCACUGCUUAAGUCCAUUGAUCUUAGUGGACAUUCGCUUUCACACAGCAGGCAGUUCAGGGCGGAAAACAUGGUAAAAAGGUGAACUGGUCACAGUUCAAAUCAGUUCAGUGGAAUAUGAGUCCGACGUUUCACCUCCACUGUGACACACAACCCGACUCGUCACCUCCUCGCUGAACACUUCACCUUCUUACCAUAGUAAACAUCGUGUGUAACUCUGAUUUGUAACAUUUACAGGGCAGAAUCAGUUCUUUGGCAUUAAUAAUAAUCAUACUUAUGAUUUUCAUUGUCAUAAUUACACAAGGACUUGUGUGUUUAAAGUGACUUGUCUUCAGGAGCAGUUUGUACUGUGCUCUACUGUACUGUGUUGUUGCAAGAAGAACAUCCUGGGUUCGAAUCCCCUCUCCU